This is a messenger RNA of Schistocerca gregaria, 341 nucleotides long. RefSeq lists its product as uncharacterized. The record is from RefSeq and is a predicted model, not a curated record. The transcript has 3 exons. The coding region runs from base 3 to 341 and encodes 112 amino acids. NCBI's taxonomy places the organism in Eukaryota, Metazoa, Arthropoda, Insecta, Orthoptera, Acrididae.
UAAUGGAUGGAGCAGGACUGGAAAAGAAACCACAUAUAUCAGAAGAGACUGCAUUUCAGGUGCAAUUUGAGACCCAGGGAGGUGAAUAUGUACAUGCAGAAGUCAAUCAUGCAGAACUGGAUAAGGAAUCAACCUCUGUCACAGGUGAGACUGAGUAUCCAAGACUUGUCGACGCUUCCUCCGGUCACAUUUUUCCUGUGACGCUGACCAUUGUUGCUGCAAAUAACAAUCCAGGCAAGAAAUGUAUAAUUUUAAUAUUUAUUUUUUUACGUCUCACCAUAGUAGUGUAUAGAGAGAGCGCAGAAAUAUGUGGUAAUUGCAUUGUGUUUAGAGUUCUCUAG